AUCAGUGUUAUUAAGAAGUUACUUUGUACAAAAGAAGAAGGAACUGUAUACACACAGUGCAGAUGUGCCCAGCCGCAUUUUCACAAGACGCGCGUUACUCUUUGUCUUCCUCUGAAUGGCGAGACAUGGCACACAGGGCUUCUCUUGUAAAAGAAACAGCAAGUUGGACUCGUUCCUCAAGAGGAACCUGGAGCAGAGCGUGUACGAGAGGGUCCGAGCCUGCGAAGCGUGCGUGGUCAUCUCCGAGACCGUCAAGAAAGUGUUCAUGCACGUGGUACUGAGUGACCACUGCAUUUAUUUAACAGAAAACCCACCGAGAACUAUACAAGCGGCUGUGCGCUUCAGCAACAUCUCCGGGAUCGAGCUGGUAAACGACAGCCCCGAUUUUCUUAGCAUGAGGAAUCGGGAGAGCGCCCAGCACAUCCGUAUACUCUACUCCUCGACAGCUCUGAAGAAACUAGAUAGAUAUGAACAGGGAGAAGGGACACUGCUGCUGCCAACCAGAACCACCAGGAGCCGGUCCCCUCGGCUGUACGUGAAUGGCAGCAGACUCUUCAGUGCUCAGUCAUCACCAGCAACUAGCGCAAUGAUCAGCAGGCGUGCCACCACCUCUGCACUAAGGGGCACCAUAGAGACCAAAGACUUCAGGGUGAAGCAGAGCAGAUCCUCCUCCGACCUGCAAGGCCCGAGUCUCUGUGACAGCAGGGAUCCUCCGGCCUGCCCUCGGCCCCUUCCCGGGCCCCGCUCCGCAAUGUCGCUGUCGUCCUGCCUCUCCACCCUGGCGCUGAGCUCUCCUGGGCCAGCCAGCGUCCGUGCUCUCCAUGCGUGCUCCUCCUCCAUCCUCACAGACUGGGGCCAGCAGGCAGAAGCAAGCGAGCCGCGGGCUGCACGGGAGCUGCACCUGUAUGUUGUGACCAAGUCCUCGCCCAUAUUCCUGCACUUGAAGAACUCCUGGAACAAUUACAUUAUACAGUCAACUCUAAUGCAAGAUCCUCAGUACAGUAAGAAGUUCAGGGUUCAGUUGACCUCCCCAGGCCAGGGCCAGAGAACAUGUAGCUCAGAGCAGGCAGUGAAGUUGUUCAGUCAGCUGACCUACGAGCUGUUUCAGGAGGACAGCACGCUGGAGAAGACCUAUGCCCUGGUGCAGGAGCUAAAGACAGCGGCUCAGAGGAACUUCAUGCUGAAGAGGCUCUUCUGGAAAUCAAAUGAUCUGUUUCCUUUCCUGAUCAAGAAACUUUCUGAUUACUUGCCAAAGUCUCAUAAUGUACCUGGACAACUCGACCAGGGCCACCAAGCUGACAUGUUGGUGGUCUGUAUAAUGAUUGCACAGACUCUGGCACUGAUGUUCAGAGAGACAGACACUGAGGCGGCUCGGACCAGCAUCCUUACAGCUAAAGGGGGAGCAGUAACACAGACCCUGUUAAUGGCUUUGGUCAGGGAACCCCAAAUUCAUAAUGCAACGUCCAGGCCUGGCACUGUGCAGGUGGCUGAUUCUGUACCAACGGACAGGGGCACAGAAUCUGAGAUACAGAAGCUGAUAACAGAGUACUCUGAAGCAGCGACUGCUGUUCUGUAUGAGAUCAUUCUCCUCACACAUCAGGGAAACCUAACGUCUGAUUGGGGCCCGUUCAUGACGGUGGGAUGGGUCAUGGCGGUGCUGCAGGGACUGCCCUCCACGGUGUCCUUCAUUGGCAGUGUAGUGAAAGCCGUGAUCUCGGUGCUGUCACCAGCCUUGCCUCUGCUCAGUCCCAGCCAGGCUGUGCUCUUGUACCAGCAGCUCUACAUCCUCAGCUCCUGCAUUCAGUACAGCAACAGCUUAGCCGAGGACAUCCGGACAGAGUACAGGGAGGAGUUCAGGUACUACAUCCGGACCCCGUUUCUGGAGGAGAGGUUCCCUUUGCACUACCCUAUCACCCCGCCCACUGUCAGACUCCUCGCCCAUGUGCUGGAGCUAGUGAAACACAAACCUGCCCCGCAGCUCUGAACACAAGGGCAGGAGCAGUCUGCCUGGGGGUGCACCAGCUUACCUUCAAAAAUAGAACACAGGCAAUUAUUACUAUUGUUUGCAAUGUUUUAAUUGUUUUUAAAGUAUUUGUGUUACCUAGUGUAUUGCAUUUUUUAUACAUUCUCAGAUGAAUUUAUUGCAAAGCAAUGCUUUUUAAAUCCAUUGCCUUUCCUCUUAUUAGCACCAGCACCCCAAUCACUGUAGCCCUCCUUUCUUGUGUCAAAGAUCUUUGUUUAGAUUUUAUGUCAUAGCUACUUCCUGGUUCCUAAUCCAUGUGUAGUUCAAAUGCACUCCAAUGGUUUAGCUGCAGUCAGACUGUGACCUACUUAGGGUUACCAGACGUCCCAGAAAAACUCACUGUCCCGGGUUUCAGCCUUCAUUUUUUUUGUCCCGGUCUGAAACAAGAAAAUUGUUAAAAUCGUCCUGUUUUUACUAUUUUACUAUACUAGUAUUCAGAUUUUUUAUUUUGAGGUGCAAAACUAUAGCUCAGCAAGUUAACAGUAAUUUAUCAGACUGUGUUAGCAUCAAUCUUAUGUUUAAUAAUUAAUAUUCUGUUUAACUUCCUGGGGCAUGUCUAGUUUAAAGAAAAUAAUAAUAAUCUUGCUAGUGCCAUCAGCCAAGUUAGCCUUUUAGUGUCCCAAUCGUGUCUUGAAAAAUAUGUCUUAUAUAUAUAUAAAAAAAAGAAGUGUGUGUGUGU
Messenger RNA from Polyodon spathula (Mississippi paddlefish), 2702 nucleotides. RefSeq lists its product as uncharacterized. The transcript has 13 exons. Lineage: Eukaryota; Metazoa; Chordata; Actinopteri; Acipenseriformes; Polyodontidae. Bases 116 to 1984 code for a protein of 622 amino acids. The record is from RefSeq and is a predicted model, not a curated record.